Molecule: messenger RNA, 2673 nt
Organism: Neohortaea acidophila
Lineage: Eukaryota; Fungi; Ascomycota; Dothideomycetes; Mycosphaerellales; Teratosphaeriaceae
Product: heterokaryon incompatibility protein-domain-containing protein
Exons: 3
Coding region: 1-2673 (890 amino acids)
Source: RefSeq, a predicted model, not a curated record
AUGUCACGACUCGGACAAUCAACACGCUUACAUCUCAACGGGCUGGAUCUGCACGCCGAGCGAGCAACAGACGACGGAUACGUCGAAAGCACCCUAGACUUGUCCAAAAACAUCGGCAACCACGAGGGCAAACUCGUCGUAGGCACCAAAUGGAAGUCCAACGAGUAUUGGAGACGCUGGGCCCCCAAGGACCUGCAAGGCACCGUUCUCCGCGUAAACGUUCGCUAUGGCGAUAUGUCGUGGGGCAUUCGCGGCACCUGGAGGCUGGAAGAAGUCGAUCUCGACCCGCUUGUCUAUUGGGAUGGCGCUGUGCUGAAGUUUGGCACACUCGCGGCCGAGGAUGAAGAGGGUCGUCAUGACAUUCGCCUCCUCGCGGAAACCGAUCGUCCUGCAGUCCUGGACGGUAUUCUUUAUGCCAGACUCGAUGAUAAGCUGCAUCAACUCGAUUUGAACCGGUCGAUAGGUAAUCACGACGGCAAGCUGGAAGUCGGCGGCGAGAACUUUUCCAUGAGUACGAAGGAUGUGGUACUCGAUGGCACCGUUCUGAAAGGAAAGCCUCGAAGAGUCGACCACGUGUGGGACACGGCUGAGAUCGACCUGAGUCACUUUAUUGCUCGUCGAGAAGGUGGCCCAACUGGAGAGGUGACUGAAUGCGUCUUCACUCCCACACUGCACAAAAGCUAUCGGCAGGUAGUCCUCCAAGUCCGCUACAGCACCUCAGACUCAGCCAAGGCAUCCAAAACACACAGUGCCGAGUAUGUCAUCUACAAUCGCGCAGAUCUGAAGAUCUCAAGCAAGUCGUUGCAGGCAAUGCCACGAAACUCCCUGCCAGAUUCCUGGUAUGAGCCGGAGAUGCGCUGGUCUCUCGUCCACUCUUCGAUCACGAAUUGCACGAGAAAUCACGGCGGUGAUUGUCGGCGAGAGGCAUGGUCGCCUCUUCCCGCACGUGUACUUGAUCUCACGGCCGUGGAUCGAGGGAUUGCUCGACUGAUCAUCACGAACGGCGAAUGCGAGCGAUACGCUUGUGCCAGUUAUCGGUGGAGCAGUGCUACUCCGUUCACACUGACUAUGGCAAAUCAACAUGAGCUCCAAAGCGAGGGAGUCAAAACCACCCUACUGCCACAAUCCAUCCAAACCGUGAUUGACGUCUGUUUGAAAUUGGGCCUACGGUACUUGUGGGUGGACUCUCUAUGCAUCCAGCAAGACUCCAAAGCCGACUGGCAAGUCGAGUCACAAAACAUGGCCUCCUACUACGGGAACUGUUUCAUCUGUAUCGCAACCACCUCGAAUCCCGAUGCCGACGACGAAGGGAAACCAUUCCGCCGACCAAACGCCAUCAAGUUGACAGGCACAGGGCCCGAUGGUCUGCCCUUCCGGCUUCUCGCUGUCCCACUCGAGCAGAUCGAUGAGUCCCCAGAAUCCCAACACUUCACCCAACUCUCCGAAAAAGAACUCGACGCCACCUUUCCCCUUCUCAAAAGAGGCUGGGUGUACCAGGAGCGCAAGCUCGCUCCACGAAUCCUGCAUCUCUGCAAAAAUGAGCUCGUGUACGAAUGCGGGGCACAAACAUGGUGCGAAUGUGGGCACUGCCAGGAGUACCAGAUCAACUGGACGAAGUCGAAGCCCGAGCCUCCUCUCCGAUUGUAUAGCUACGGCAUUGGCGUACCAGAGCCCGAGGGCCGCGACGAACGGAAGGCGGGAGACCAGUGGAGGUCUGCGUGCGCGGCCUAUAGCACGCUGGACUUGACUUUCGCAAGUGACAGGUUGCCCGCCAUCUCAGGAUUCGCAAAAUCCCUGCAGCUCCGCGGGCGCUAUCUCGCGGGCUUGUGGCAAGAAAGUCUCCUGGCGGAUUUGUGCUGGUACGUCGGGCCGGAACUGGUGGUCGACGACCCACGCCUCACAAAACAGAAUACCAUCCGUGAAGGCGAGCGACAACUCGCCACCAAGCCGCGCUCGCAAACCUACAUUGCGCCCUCUUGGUCCUGGGCGAGCGUCGAGGAGCCCAUCACUUUCCUUCCAGUCUCCACUUGGACAGAGCCUACGCCGUACAUCACCCUUUUGGAAGCGGGUAUCGUGCCAGAAUCAGACAACCCUAUGGGCGCCGUGACGCCCGCCAGCCAUCUAAAGCUGAGAUGCAAACUGCUCGAAACGGCGUGGACGUGCAGUUUCAACAAAGAGUCUAGCGAGUCCUGGUACAAACUCACCGCAGUAAAGGGCAUGCAAGGCCAAUUCGGCAUGUUUCCCUUUGCGGGGAAGAGCGCGAAUCGAAUCGUAAUGCCAGGACAUCCAGAUGAAGCCGAAGCGGAGACGAUCCGCUUUACACCGGACUACAACAUCACCAUCUCCUCGUCUUCGAAAGCUGCAAUCCCCGCGGAUGAAUGCCUUUUCCUCAUGCCAAUGCGAGCUGAGAUCGCGUAUCUGGGAGCAUAUCUUUUGAAAGACGUCGAUCCGGAGGAAGUGAUUAUCGGGCGGGCGGGAGGCGAGUAUGCGCCUUCGAAUUAUGCGAAGGUGAGGGCGCUGGUGUUGCGGCAGGUUGCUGAGCACGAGCUUCUCGUCAAGCAAGGGAAUUUGCCUGUUUUUGAGCGGGUGGGAUUUACUUGGUAUUUUGCUAGGAAGCCGUUGGAGAUUGAGGAAUCGCCUGACUUUAGAAGCAUGGAUAUCAUUCUGGUGUAG